AUGCAGGUCCGUGGGCUCUUCCUCCUCCUGGUGCUGAUCCUCCUGGCUGCAGCCUCUGAGGCUGGUAAAAACAAGAAAGACAAGGUGAAGAAGAACGGCUCCGAGUGUGAGGAUUGGCGCUGGGGGCCUUGCACCCCAAACAGCAAAGACUGUGGUGUGGGCUACCGUGAGGGGACCUGCAAGGAGGAGACUAAGAGACUCAAGUGCAAGAUCCCCUGCAACUGGAAGAAGGAGUUUGGAGCUGACUGCAAGUACAAGUUUGAGAGCUGGGGCGGGUGCGAUGCUGCCACAGGUCUAAAGGCCCGUUCAGGCACCCUGAAGAAAGCCCUGUACAAUGCCGAGUGUCAGGAGACCAUUCAAGUGACCAAGCCCUGUUCUCCCAAGACCAAGUCAAAAUCCAAAGCCAGGAAAGGGAAGGGGAAGGACUAG
Molecule: messenger RNA, 429 nt
Organism: Emys orbicularis (European pond turtle)
Lineage: Eukaryota; Metazoa; Chordata; Testudines; Emydidae
Gene: MDK
Product: midkine
Exons: 4
Coding region: 1-429 (142 amino acids)
Molecular function (GO): growth factor activity
Source: RefSeq, a predicted model, not a curated record